AUGUCAGACUGCGAAUCGUCUGAGAAGCCCAUACGACACGGCAGCCGCCUCGGCAAUCUCAGCCCCUCGCAGAUUGAGCAUAAACGUGCCAUGGACCGCAAAGCCCAACGCAUCAGACGCGCCAAGAUAAAGGACUACAUUCGAAGUCUGGAAAGGGAGAUAUUUGAGCUUCAGACGUACCACAAAGACACGGCGCUUGUGCAGCAACUGCUUCACAGGAAUGACGUGCUGGAGCAGCAACUGCGCCGACUAGAGAUGACUCACCUGCGUCCCCGGGCCGGAGACGGCAUCCAGUAUGACGCCCCUGCCUCGAGCGUCAGGCAGGAACAAGCGUACAUGGUGCCUCGGAACUUUGCGAUGUGCCUCGACUGCUUGCCAGCUCCCUGCGUCGGGCUGGCGCCCAUGCCUGCAGUGUACUCUCUUGACCCGCAGACACAAUCGACUACUCCGGAAAAGGGCUACCAUACCACUGCUGCUGCUGCCGCUGCCGCUGCCGCAUAUAGCCCCGACGACUACGUUUGCCAUGACCGGCCGGGACCUCUUGGCAGCGCAGUUGGCGACAUGCACGCAUCCAACGCCUACAACGCGGGUACCGACUUUUUUGUGUGCAAGCCGCAGCCUUGA
Messenger RNA from Ustilaginoidea virens, 624 nucleotides. RefSeq lists its product as uncharacterized. Lineage: Eukaryota; Fungi; Ascomycota; Sordariomycetes; Hypocreales; Clavicipitaceae. The transcript is spliced from 2 exons. The coding region runs from base 1 to 624 and encodes 207 amino acids. The record is from RefSeq and is a predicted model, not a curated record.